Messenger RNA from Erythranthe guttata (spotted monkey flower), 1241 nucleotides. The record is from RefSeq and is a predicted model, not a curated record. Lineage: Eukaryota; Viridiplantae; Streptophyta; Magnoliopsida; Lamiales; Phrymaceae.
UAUUAUCAUUUUUUUUAAUGUAUGUGAACCAUAGCAAUAUGGGAAAUGCAAGAUUUCUGUUUGCUGUUGUUAUUGCAUUAGUUUCGGUUGCCGCAAGCACCGUUGGAAAAUGGAUUCCUACAGCCUUGCCGUGCGAUUUUCAAGCAAUUUAUAACUUUGGCGACUCGAAUUCGGACACUGGCGCCACGUCAGCAGCGUUUUGGCCAACUCCUCGACCCUAUGGAGUCAACUUCUUUGGAAGACCUUCCGGAAGAAAUUCCGAUGGUCGUCUUCUCAUAGACUUUAUAGCUGAAAAGUUGGGGCUGCCAUAUUUGAGUCCAUACUUGGAUUCAAUAGGGACGAAUUUCCGGCACGGAGCAAAUUUCGCUACCGGAGUAUCGACAAUUCGCAGGCAAAACGAAAGCAUAUUCGAAAACGGAAUAAGUCCGUUCUCGCUCGAUAUUCAAACUAUGCAAUUCCUUCAAUUCAAGUCAAGAACAAGUGAAUUGUAUCAUCAAGGUGAAAUGAUUCAAUUUUUUUUGUUUCCGGGAUCGAAUAUUUUUUUAGCAAGAACACCGUUCAACAGAAGCAAACUCCCUAGGCCAAAGGAUUUCUCAAGGUCUCUCUACACAUUCGAUAUCGGCCAAAAUGACCUAACCGCCGGUUUCAGAAAGCUGACUAUGCCUCAACUUCGAGCCGAGAUUCCUAAUAUUGUCGAUCAAUUCGCUGCAGCAGUUAUACGUUUGUAUCAACAAGGGGCGAGGGCGUUUUGGAUUCACAAUACGGGGCCGGUCGGAUGUUUGCCAGCUGCAAGUAUGUACAUUCGAACUCCGAAUCCCGAUUUUUUCGACAAGUACGGAUGCGUUAAGAGCCAUAAUGACAUAGCAGUGGAGUUCAAUAAGCAGCUUAAAUCAAGAGUGAGGCUACUAAGGGCAGAGCUGCCACGCGCUUCGUUGAUCUACGUCGAUAUUUACUCCGCUAAGUAUCAACUAAUCACCAACGCAAAAACAUACGGGUUUGGGGAUUCGAUGAGAAUAUGCUGUGGGUAUCACAAGAGAAAUGUGCAUGUGUGGUGUGGGCAGAGACAAAUGAUAAAUGGGAGUAUGGUAUUUGGUGGGGCGCGUGGGUCACACGCGAGGUGUGUAAGCUGGGAUGGGGUCCACUAUUCUCAGGCUGCUAAUAACUGGGUUGCUAAUCACGUACUGUAUGGCUCUUAUUCUGAUCCACCCAUGCCUCUUUCUCGAGCUUGUCUUAAGCGUUGA